GAUGUUAACAAUCAAUCAAUCCAGAGGAAUCCGCUCCAGCUCCAGCUCCUCCCGUUCGCCCAGCCGCCAUGUCCCAGACGCAGUGCCGCCUGUAAGCAGCCGCCAAGAGAAGUCCGCCCGCAUUCAGCGGGAGCAGAAGCGUCAGGGUCAGGUGACCGGAGCCCAAUUCCCGCUGCCCGCAACAGGUUGCGCCCCCCCGCCCCCAAAGAAGUGUUUACCCCGCCGACGCCGAGUGAGCCCAGCCGAAGGUAGAGUGGUUCAUUCGCCGCCAGGAUGCAGCAGCGCCGCCAGCCGGUGAAUGGCAGCAGCGGAGGAGGAGGAGCCCGCCAGGAGGAGCAGUCCCAGUCCCAGCCCCAGGAUGCGGCGGAACCAAAGGAUGCAACAAGCAAGGCACCGCGACGCGGCUGCUACUUCUCGCUGGCCUUCUCCAUCGGUUCGAUGGGUCUGGCCUGCGGCAGCCUGUGGCAGAUACCCAACAGCAGCGACCGCAUCUCGCUGCAGCGCGGACUGGUCCUCACCUCGCUGGGAUUCAUCUACUUCGUCUCGCUGACCGACUUCUGCAACAAGUACCUGCUGGAGACGAGCCAUGGCCAGCGGUUCCGACGCAAGUACCGCCUGAUGAUGUCCGACGUCCUGGAGAUCACCAACAAAAUCGUAUCGGCCAUCCAGGCCUUCUUCUCCUUCCUCGUGGGACUCAUCGUUUGCAAAUCUACGUGCACCAAGUCCUUCGUUUAUGCAUCACACUUCUUGAUGGAGGCCUACGGUUGGUUCGGCACCGCCUACUUUAUGUACGACAUCUGGUCGAUGUACAAGGUGCACACCCAGAAGAUCGCCGACAAGCUGCAUCUGCUGCGCAUUACCAAAGGUCAGGGGGCGGCGGUGAGCAAUGGUCAUGCCAAUGGCAAGGCCAACGGCAACUCAUCCGGCGGCAACAACAACGGCAGCACUCCAGGCACCCCGAGCGAGAUCUGCGACUACGACGGCGCCUGCGUCCAGAUUCCCAAGGACGGCAGAUGGGAUUUCCUUAAGUACGUCCUCACGCACCCAGUCAUGAUGAUACACCACGUCUUUAUCGGAACUUUUGGACUGCUGGUGGUGACGUAUAUUCGCGGCGGCGGCCACUGCAUCUACAGCUACAUGUUCAUGAUGGAGUUCUCCACGCCGUUUGUCUCGAUGCGCAGCAUCCUGAGCACCAUGCGCCUGAAGAAUUCGCGCGUGUACAUCGCCAACGGGCUGCUCAUGCUGGCCACCUUCUUCGUGUGCCGCGUCUGCAUGUGGCCAUACGUGAUGUGGCGCUACAGCCUGGCCAUCGAGGCUGCCUCCAUGUGGGCGGCCAUGUGCGGGCUGCCACGAGGUUGCCUCGUCAGCAUCGCCAUUCUGUUCUUGCCACAGCUUUAUUGGUUCUAUCUGAUGGUUUUGGGGGCUCUCAAGGUAUUCCUACCGCAGAAGCGACGACCGCCCAAUGCCGUUCUUCCAGAUACAAAUGCGGCCACGCCCACUCCCACCGCCCUCAUAAAUGGCAAAAACUAGUGCAAAUUGUAAACUAUUUGUUUUCUAUACAUGUAUUUAUUUUGAGGCAGAGUUCCAGCCGCUUCCAUUUUGCGGAGAUCUUGCUAUUGUUUAUACAUUUUUAACAAUUAAUUAUACAACAACGACUCAUCAGGACGGACGGAAUAUUGUUGACACGGAAGAAGGAAUCGGAGAGGAUUUCGACGGAUUACGACGGAAAAUUACGACCAGGGACAGAUCUUUAGUUGUAAAAAGACAUUUACUAAAAACCUGAAAAAAAAACUAAGAACAAACAGAAAACUAAAACCAAAUGCAGAUGAAGCGAAUAAACUAACUACAUACGUUGCUUAUUUUUUGAAGCAAGCCCCCUAACCAUAAAUGAAUCAAUGUUGCAUUCAAUUCUUGCUAUAUCCAUGAAAUCGAUGUUGUAAUUCGCCCCAAAGAUUGUCGAGGGAAAAGCUUGUGUUAAUAACAUAGCCUGUUAGAAAUAUAUAGCGAAUGCAGAAGAGAUAACUGAAAAGCAUAUUAAAGCCAAAGGAAAUUGGCCAGAUGCAUUACUAGGAACGUUCGAUGUGCAUAUAUUGCGAGUUAAUAUUGUAAAACGAAGAGAAAAUUUAUAGCGAUUAAAAAGUAGAUUUCCAGGGACCGUAAAAAAUUAUUUCGAUUUCCUUAAAUGUUUAAUAUUGUUUUUGCAAUCAUUUAAAUACGAGCCACCCAGAAAACAGCGUGGCAAAAACAAUGAAGCCCAGUUUUAAAUUAAUUUAACAAAGAUAAAGAACAAUAUUCUUAUUUA
This is a messenger RNA of Drosophila subpulchrella, 2302 nucleotides long. RefSeq names its product ceramide synthase. NCBI's taxonomy places the organism in Eukaryota, Metazoa, Arthropoda, Insecta, Diptera, Drosophilidae. Gene Ontology annotation, cellular component: membrane; endoplasmic reticulum. Gene Ontology annotation, biological process: lipid homeostasis. The record is from RefSeq and is a predicted model, not a curated record. The transcript is spliced from 4 exons. The coding region runs from base 274 to 1530 and encodes 418 amino acids.